CAUGGACAUACUAUCAACUAACUCUUCAAUUCAUUCUUCAUACAAGUAUCAAUUUAAAACCCAAUUAUUAUUUUCUGAAGAAAAUUAAAUUCAAGAAAAAAAAAAUGGCUUGUUGGUCACCUGAAAAUGCUACCAAGGCAUACAUUAGAACUCUUAAAAUGGAAACAAAAGAAAAGGAACCAAAUGCGGCCGAAUUCAUAUCAGCCCUAGCAGCAGGGAACAAUGCACAAGUAAUGGUUGCAGCAUGUGCCCAAAAAAUGGUUACACCAAAUUUGUUAGCCUUAGUUUCUGCAGCACAUCAAACAGGAGGUCAUGUAACCUGCAUUGUCCCUGGACGCGAAGAAUUACUUUCAUCUAAACGCGCUCUUAAGUCUGAUGCAAAAUAUGUUAAUUUUGUUGUUGGUGAUGCUAAAGAUUUGUUGCUUAAUGAGUACAAAAACGCGGAUUUUUUCCUUGUUGAUUGUAAUCUUAAGGACUAUGAGGGUGUCAUGAGAGGGAUGCACGUGAUGAGAAGAGAGAAAAGUGGUGUGAUUUUGGGUUAUAACGCGUUUUGCAAGGGAUCUUCGUGGCAAUGGAGUGGUCUAAGGACACAUUUGUUGCCUAUUGGUGAUGGUUUGUUGGUUACAAGAUUUGAUGGAAACAAUGGAAGGGAUGUUAUGUGUGAGAAAAGUGUAAAGAAGAGUAAUUGGAUUGUUAAGGUUGAUAAAUGUACUGGUGAAGAACAUGUAUUUAGAGUAAGAUCACCUCAAAGAAAACUAGAAAUUGCUGCUGCUGGUUUAUAGGCUUAAAAUUAAUGUCAUUAUUAGGUUAAAAGUUUUGAUUGAUUUUGAAAGUGGUUGAAUUCCAUUUUUACAAUCUCAUGUGUAGACUUUGCAAGUGUAAAUAUGUAAUGUAAGUAAUUUUAAGCCAAGAUUUGAACCAAUUUUUCGAGCAA
This is a messenger RNA of Chenopodium quinoa (quinoa), 934 nucleotides long. RefSeq lists its product as uncharacterized. NCBI's taxonomy places the organism in Eukaryota, Viridiplantae, Streptophyta, Magnoliopsida, Caryophyllales, Amaranthaceae. Bases 105 to 782 code for a protein of 225 amino acids. The transcript has 2 exons. The record is from RefSeq and is a predicted model, not a curated record.